Zalophus californianus (California sea lion) is the source of this 2064-nucleotide messenger RNA. It is a transcript of the gene CARD9, whose product is annotated as caspase recruitment domain family member 9. Lineage: Eukaryota; Metazoa; Chordata; Mammalia; Carnivora; Otariidae. Gene Ontology annotation, biological process: positive regulation of canonical NF-kappaB signal transduction; regulation of apoptotic process. The record is from RefSeq and is a predicted model, not a curated record. The coding region runs from base 43 to 1926 and encodes 627 amino acids. The transcript has 12 exons.
CACUUCCGGGAUGGGGAGUGCGGGGUCCAGAGCAGGGCCACUAUGUGGGGCGUGCAGUGUUCUCAGACGCCACCCAUCCCUGGAGCCCUCCACGUCUCCCCCGACUCUCAUCGUCCAGGGCGACCCACGGACAGGGAAAGCCCAUGGGGGGGUGCAGCGGGCAGCAGGGCCCAGGGAGGGCCGCCCUGGCUGAGCUGGUGCCCCAGGUCACAGGGCCAGCACCGAGGAGGGAGGCCGGGGCAGGUGAGGCCGCGCCCCUGUCCUGGACAACCCCUCCCGGCGGCUCUCCCACCACCUGCAGCCGCGGCCACCGCCAUGUCCGACUACGAGAACGAAGACCAGUGCUGGAAUGCUCUGGAGAGCUUCCGCGUGAAGCUCAUCUCUGUCAUCGACCCCUCGCGCAUCACACCCUACCUGAGGCAGUGCAAGGUGCUGAACCCCGACGACGAGGAGCAGGUGCUCAGUGACCCCAACCUAGUCAUCCGCAAGCGGAAAGUCGGCGUGCUCCUGGACAUCCUGCAGCGGACCGGCCACAAGGGCUACGUGGCCUUCCUUGAGAGCCUGGAGCUCUACUACCCACAGCUCUACAAGAAGGUCACGGGCAAGGAGCCCACCCGUGUCUUCUCCAUGAUCAUCGACGCGUCCGGGGAGUCGGGCCUGACACAGCUGCUGAUGAGCGAGGUGCUGAAGCUGCAGAGGAAAGUGCAGGACCUGACCCAGCUGCUGAGCUCCAAGGACGACCUCAUCAAGGAGCUGCGGGUGAAGGACAGCCUGCUCCGCAAGCACCAGGAGCGCGUGCAGCGGCUCAAGGAGGAAUGCGAGGCGGGCAGCCGUGAGCUCAAGCGUUGCAAGGAUGAAAACUAUGACCUGGCCAUGCGCCUGGCCCGCCAGAGCGAGGAGAAGGGCGCCGCGCUCAUGCGCAGCCGCGACUUGCAGCUGGAGAUUGAGCGGCUAAAGCACAGCCUCAUGAAGGCGGAGGAUGACUGCAGGGUGGAGCGCAAGCACACGCUGAAGCUCAGGCACGCCAUGGAGCAGCGGCCCAGCCAGGAGCUGAUGUGGGAACUGCAGCAGGAGAAGACACUGCUGCAGUCGCGCGUGCGGGAGCUGGAGGCCGCCGUGCAGGAGGGGAAGCCAGACAAGAGCAGUCCCUACAUCCAGGUGCUGGAGGAGGACUGGCGACAGGCGCUGCAGGAGCACCGAGAGCAAGCCAACACCAUCCUCUCUCUGCGCAAGGACCUGCGGCAGGGCGAGGCUCUGCGUGCCCGGUGCGUGGAGGAGAAAGAGAUGUUCGAGCUGCAGUGCCUGGCCCUCCGGAAGGACUCCAAGAUGUACAAGGACCGCAUCGAGGCCAUCCUGCAGCAGAUGGAGGAGGUGGCCAUCGAGAGGGACCAGGCCAUCACCACGCGGGAGGAACUGCACGCACAGCACUCGCGAAGCCUGCAGGAGAAGGACGCGCUGCGGAAGCAGGUCCGGGAGCUGGCCGAGAAGGCAGACGAGCUACAACUCCAGCUCUUCCAGUGUGAGGGCCAGCUGCUGGCCGUGGAGUGCAGGCUCAAGCGGCAGCAGCUGGACACGCUCAUCCUGAGCUCUGACCUGGAGGACAGCUCACCCAGGAACUCCCAGGAGCUCUCACUCCCCCUGGACCUGGAGGCUGUCCAGCUCUCAGACAAAGGCGGCCCGGCCAACAGGAGCAGCCCGCAGCAGCCCUUUGUGGCUCUGCAGGAGGAGCAGCUUCCACUGACUUCCAACGGCGCGGGCCUGAGCGGCGGGGAGCCCCCGGAGAAGGAGCGGCGGCGCCUCAAGGAGAGCUUCGAGAACUACCGCAGGAAGCGCGCCCUCAGGAAGAUGCAGCACGGCUCGAGGCAGGGCGAGGUGGACUGGGACAACACCACGGGCAGUGACAACACGGACACCGAGGGCUCCUAGCCAGCCCAGCCGGAGGGGCGCCGGGAGCACGCGCCGGGACUCGCACACGCGUGCUCUAGCUAUGCGUGCAGUGGUGUCAAAUGCAGUUCCAUAAAUAAACGACCGGGGUCCCCGUACCGUGGCCUCCGCCGGCCUCGC